This is a messenger RNA of Sinocyclocheilus grahami, 586 nucleotides long. RefSeq names its product 39S ribosomal protein L48, mitochondrial-like. Lineage: Eukaryota; Metazoa; Chordata; Actinopteri; Cypriniformes; Cyprinidae. Gene Ontology annotation, cellular component: mitochondrial ribosome. The record is from RefSeq and is a predicted model, not a curated record.
UUGUUACAGAACACGGGUGCUGGUGUGUGCAGCAUCAUCGGUUCAAAGUCAAGUGUUAACUACACAGAUGCUUUUGGGUGUAUUACUGACUAACAGACAGUAUAGAUCAAUGCCCACGCGUGGUAUUGGAAAAUACAGACAUCUUCUUCCAAAAGCAUUGCCAAAGAAGAAGAAGGACAGAGUUCAGGCGAAGCAGAUCAAAGCGGCGUCGGCAACAGAGUUUGGUAUGUUUAAUGUUGUUUCCGGUAAUGACAUGACUCUAGUGGAACAUUAUUCUCAGUACAUCCACAAUCUCUGCAAUCAUUUGGACAUCAAAGUCGAUGAAAGCUAUGCCCUGCCUACAAAAAGCACAGAGGUCAUGGUGAUGCAGGAGCAAGGCACUAAGAUGUAUGUAGAUGAAGUCCUGAAAACCCAUGAGCGUGUUGUUCAGAUCAGUGAAAUGAAGGUAACACUUUUUCCCAUAUUUAUGGACGUUAGCCUGAGGGGGUGCGAUUCUGUGUAAAGCAGCACACGGAAACAGAUUUUCAAGCCCGGUUUAAGACAAGACCUGAGCUUGAGGGACUUCUUGCAAAAAUUAAUAAUUAAU